AUGUCUUCAGCCGCCGUUGUGCACCAUGACGAUCUCAUGGAGCCCACGCUCCAGUCCAUCAUCAACCAAAAGACUCUCCGGUGGAUCUUCGUUGGCGGUAAAGGAGGUGUCGGAAAGACGACCACAUCAUGCUCGCUCGCCAUCCAGCUCGCCAAAGCUCGCAAGUCCGUCCUGCUCAUCUCGACCGAUCCCGCACACAACCUGAGCGAUGCGUUCGGGCAGAAGUUUGGAAAGGAGGCGCGACUGGUCGACGGAUACUCCAAUCUCAGUGCGAUGGAAAUCGAUCCCAAUGGCAGCAUUCAGGAUCUCCUUGCCAGCGGAGAGGCGCAGGGUGAGGACCCCAUGGCGGGGCUGGGAAUGGGUAACAUGAUGCAGGAUCUUGCCUUCAGCAUCCCCGGUGUCGACGAAGCCAUGUCCUUUGCCGAAGUCUUGAAGCAGGUCAAGUCCCUGUCGUACGAGGUCAUCGUCUUUGACACUGCGCCAACCGGUCACACCCUCCGUUUCCUCCAGUUCCCGACUGUGCUUGAGAAGGCUCUUGCGAAGCUGUCCCAACUGUCCUCUCAGUUCGGCCCGAUGCUGAACUCGAUCCUUGGUGCUCGUGGUGGCCUGCCUGGUGGACAGAACAUCGACGAGCUUCUCCAGAAGAUGGAGUCCCUGCGGGAAACCAUCAGCGAGGUCAACACGCAAUUCAAGAACCCCGACAUGACCACCUUUGUGUGUGUCUGCAUUGCUGAAUUCUUGUCGCUGUACGAAACCGAACGUAUGAUCCAGGAGCUUACCAGCUACAGUAUCGAUACGCACGCCAUCGUCGUCAACCAGCUGUUGUUCCCCAAGAAAGGAAGCGAAUGCGAGCAAUGCAAUGCUCGCAGAAAGAUGCAGCAGAAGUACCUCGAGCAGAUCGAGGAGCUCUACGAAGACUUCAACGUCGUUCGGAUGCCGUUGCUGGUUGAAGAAGUCAGAGGAAAGGAGAAGCUUGAAAAAUUCAGCGAGAUGCUCGUACACCCCUACGUUCCUCCGCAAUAA
Molecule: messenger RNA, 1023 nt
Organism: Aspergillus clavatus NRRL 1
Lineage: Eukaryota; Fungi; Ascomycota; Eurotiomycetes; Eurotiales; Aspergillaceae
Product: ArsA family ATPase
Exons: 3
Coding region: 1-1023 (340 amino acids)
Biological process (GO): post-translational protein targeting to endoplasmic reticulum membrane
Cellular component (GO): GET complex
Molecular function (GO): ATP binding; ATP hydrolysis activity
Source: RefSeq, a predicted model, not a curated record